GACCUGGCGUUGUACAACGAGUUUACCAUCAGUGACACCCUGACGUUCUUCGGACGGAUCCACGGCCUGUCAUCUAAGGACACUCAGGCACGCAUUAACUUCCUGGUGGACUUCCUGGACCUACCUCAGAAGAGCAAACUGGUCCGAAAUCUCAGCGGAGGGCAGAAACGGAGGGUUUCUCUAGGAGCAGCCUUACUUCAAAACCCCCAGUUAUUGAUUCUGGAUGAACCCACAGUCGGGGUGGACCCUGUGCUGAGAGCCAAGAUCUGGCAGCAUCUAGUAGAUAUUGUGAAAACUGGAAAAGUGUCGGUCGUCAUCACCACUCACUACAUAGAGGAGGCCAGGCAAGCCAAUGUGGUGGGUCUGAUGAGGAAUGGCCGACUGUUGGCCGAGGGACUUCCAGAAGCCAUGAUGAAACAGCACAAUGCACCGACCCUGGAGAAAGCCUUCCUGCAGCUGUGUGAGACCUCAGACCAGGUGAGCUCCAAACACAGCACCUCGCCUCAGGGCGGGGUCCUAGAGAGCAGCCAAUCAUUCGAGAGCAGCCGGGACGAGAGUCAACCAAUCCUGGGAGCCGGACCGGGACCAGUAGAAGAGCUGCCCAAAUAUUCAGUGGACUGGAAGGUACGAGUCAGGCAUGUGAUGCCAAAGUGGAGGAACAUCGCAGCUCUGAUUAUCAAGACCACAGUGAGGAUGAAGAGGAUGCCCGGGUCCCUGUGUUUCCAGUUCCUGCUGCCAGUCAUCCAGAUCUCUCUGAUGUGUCUGUGUAUCGGAGGAGACCCCAAAGGAAUACAGGUGGCUGUGGUCAACAAUGAGACCUCCUCCAGCUCCUUCAGCCAAUCCCUGCUCUCCUUCCUGGACAACUCCAGUGUGCAACAGGUGAACCUGUCCCACGCCGAUGCUUUUGCAGGGGCCUAUAACGGAGAGUACUGGGGCGUCAUCGGGUUUGGAAAGAAUUUCACCAGCUACCUGACCAAGAGGAUGAUCCAGCGCCAGGUCUCUAAGGAGGUAGUGGAUGGAGGGUCGGCACACGUCUGGCUGGACCUGACCAAUCAACAGAUCGCCAUGAUGCUUCAGAAGAAACUAGCAGACGCCUUUGAGGAUUUCGUCCAGUAUAAGAUGGGGAACAUGUCUUACCUGGCCUCUUUUCCUGUCAAGUUUGAGGAGCCCAUCUAUGGCAGCCUGAACUCAGACUUCACCACGUUUGUGACACCAGGAGCCGUUCUGAGCAUCACUUUCUACCUGGCAGUGGGCUUGACGGCUCUCUCCUUCGUGAUAGAGAGGAAAGAGGGACUAAUGGACAGGUGCUGGGUUGCAGGUGUUAGUUCGUUGGAGACCGUGCUGGCCCAUCUCAUCUCCCAGCUGUUUGUCAUCAGCAUCCAGGUCAUUCUACUACUGCUCUUAAUGCUGCUUGUCUUCAAGAUUCCUAACGAGGGGAACCUGGUGUUGGUGAUUGCUCUGAUCGUGCUGCAGGGUGUAACAGGCAUUUCCUUUGGUCUGGUCAUCUCAUCCUCCAUCGAUGAUGAACAGAACGCCAACCAGGCUGCCCUGGGUAUCUUCUACCCCAAUCUCAUCGUCAGUGGUAUAAUCUGGCCUGUGGAGUGCAUUCCCUAUCCACUACGUUACAUCAGUCUGGCCCUGCCCCAGACCUACGCUUCUGAAGCCCUACGAUGCAUCAUGUACAGAGGCUGGGGUCUCUCCAGGAUGAUGGUGUGGCGAGGCUUCGCUGUCACCCUGGGCUGGAACACUUUCUUCCUCAUCCUGGCCACCGUCAUCCUCAAGCUGAGGACCUGAGACGUCUACCCAGGGAACAUGCCUCGAAUGGUGGGAGAGCUACCAGGCGAGGCCCAGGCCCCUUCCUAGUCUCUGGAUGUCUGUGUCGGGGGACACUGUGCUUUAAGGGAGAAAGUGCUGGUAUACCAGAGUUCCUCUCGCAGACAGACACCCACACACACACCCUCCUCUCCCCUCCUGCUUGCCAACUCAAAGUGGCUAACCCUGAGAACCAGAGUCUAUGGGUGAAGGACUACUAGGUGGGGCGAAUCAUUCCAAAUCUUGCAGGUAGAAAUCUACUUUAUAGAAAGGAUAGCGUUCACUAUUCCAUUAGAGAGUUGUCUGCUCUUUUAUGUUGUCGUAUUUCGAGCUGCAAUGCUUUGAAUGUUUCAACCGCCUGAAUAUGCCCUGCAGCAAUGUUUCUCAACCCAGUUGUUUAACAUAUCCUAUUUUAUUACAUACAGCCCAGCUAGCACAUUUGGUUCCUUGGAAGUUGUGGGAACUUAUGUUUUUGGUUUCACAUUGGUUGUGGGAAGGAAGCCAUACUUUCCUGUCCGGUAAAACUGAAAGUUCUUCAAACGUUCUGAGAAGAGAAGUGACAAUUUUGCCUGUUCUUAGAACGUUUGUUUUUAGGUUGCAGGGAAAUUCUGAGAACGUCUUACUUCUCUGAACUAUUUUAGAACAUUCCCAAUGUCAAACCAGUUGGAGAACGUUUUUUAGAACAUUACCAAAAUUGAAAUUAAAUGUAGCCGUAUUUGAACUUUUAUGAAACGUUGAAAUAGCCCAAAAAUGUUUUGGGUCAAGUUCAUUAAAUGUGCUGAGAAUUUUCCAAAGCCAAGCAACUAUCCUGCACCAUUCCCAGGAAGUUGUGGUAAGGUUGUACGCAAAAUAACCAUAGGACAACCACGCUCUCACCAAGUUCUAAAUAACAUAUGGUUCUCAGAACGUUAUGUGGUAGCUGGGAGUAUUGUCUGAUUAACACUACAGGACCAAGCCAAGCUAGUCUGGUUACGCAUCCACAGAGAGUGAAAGCGCUGAUCUAGGACCAGUUUUGCAAUUCAGAUCACAAUGAAUAAGAUUACAUAGACAGGGGGGACCUGAUCCCAGAUCAGCACUCCUACUCUGAGGUUCUUUGUGAAUAUGAGCUCUGGUCUCUUAUCUGUAUUUUGUUUUGCUUCCUGUUUCCUGUUUUGACAGGAAGUGGUGACCUUGUCUCUAUUGGUUACCAGGUGCUCUAACCUCACUGUAUUGGCUUGCUGCUGAAGUAGCCUUGGCUUCCGGUUGUUGGUGGUAUUCUGUAUUGCUGGGGUCUGUUUUGUGCCUGUGCUUGCAGCAUACCCCCUAUAAAAAAGGACAGGUUGAUUGAUUGUCCUGAUGGUGAUUGCAUGGGGCUUUUCCCGGCGUGGUUGACUGUUCUGUCAGUGAUCGUGUUUAUUUUGAUCUCCAUUUAGGUUUUGCAGAGGCUCUUCCUGGGGUCCACAAAACGCACAACAUGACAAGUAACAAAACACUGAUACACUGAUAGACAAGGACAGUC
Molecule: messenger RNA, 3310 nt
Organism: Coregonus clupeaformis (lake whitefish)
Lineage: Eukaryota; Metazoa; Chordata; Actinopteri; Salmoniformes; Salmonidae
Product: ABC transporter G family member 20
Exons: 17
Biological process (GO): transmembrane transport
Cellular component (GO): ATP-binding cassette (ABC) transporter complex; membrane
Molecular function (GO): ATP hydrolysis activity; ABC-type transporter activity; ATP binding
Source: RefSeq, a predicted model, not a curated record